ACUGAUGUCAAAUCAGAUGUGAAAAGCAUGUGCUUGUUUACGUUUUCUUGAAUCGUAAAUUUUAUAAAAAAUAUUAAAAUGACUAUGGAUAGUAGUAAUUUAAAUCGAGAAUUGACUGGGGUACUUUUUCCUGGAAUCGUAAAAAAUGAUGAGAAAGCAAUCGCUUGUUUGGGUGGAAUAAGAAAUAUAUCGCAGGUGUAUAGCAAUGCUGCCAAGAAACGACUAGGAUUAUCCUACCAGCCGCAUAAUCCAUUUAUCAAGAAAAUAUUUAGCAAUGCAAAGAGAACUGCAGGAGUUUUACUUAAGGUGAAAGUGAAGAAAAUAAAAGAUGGAAAUGAAAUAAGGCGGGAACUUAUAUCCACUGUUGUUGUUGGAUCUGUUAAAACAAUGUUUAGAUUUGAAUCGAUGUGUGACUUCCAAUACAUGCCAGUUCAUACAGAAGGCCCCAGUACUGCUAAACCAAAGUGUAUCUUAGAAAAUGUAUUACCAUCAGGAGUGGACACCUUUGAUUUUAUGUUGGAACCGGCACCUCUCAUGCUUAUCCCAGCCAGUUUCACACGUUUUGAGAAACCUAUAUGCUAUGCAUACACCGACAAAAGGUAUCCAGACCGCGCCUCUCCAGAGCGAGGGGAAAGUGUUCACAGUAAGACUAGAAUGUUGCGAGGAACCCAAGUGUCCCCAUAUGUGUUCAACCUCACAGAUGAUUUGCCAACUGAACCCCAUGAAACUUAUUUACGGCAAAAAGAUUUUAAGCUCGAAACAAAUCCACGGUUGUUAGAGGAGAUUGAAAUUAUUAAAAAGCUCUUUGAGGAGAGACCUAUUUGGUCAUUAAACUUGAUAAGAUAUCAAACAAAAAUCAGGAUAAUAUCAUUGAAAGUGAUCAUGCCUUGCUUAGCUCUAUAUAUGAAAACUGGUCCAUGGAGGUCUAUGUGGGUGAAGUUCGGAUACGAUCCUAGGAAGGACCCUCAAGCAAGGAUAUAUCAGACUUUAGACUUCAGGUUAAGACAUGCAGCGGGCGUGCGCUCCAUGAUAAUGUCUCGUGACGAGACGUCGACGGACCGGGAGCGCAACUUGAAGCGGAAGUUGACGGAAGUGGCCGCGUCCGCGUCCGAGGAGGUCGCAGAGGGGACUGUUUACUUCCGACCCGGCAUGACGCCGACACAGCGACAUAUAUUCUAUCAGUACUGUGACAUACAGUUACCGGAAGUGGAAGAGAUACUGGCAGUAGAGCCCCCCCCUGGGUACCUGUGUCACAUAAAGCGCGGCUGGUUACCGCCCAACACGGAUGAGAUCUGCCGCGACCAUAUGUUCCGAUAUGUUAAGGAUACACUGUUCAAUUCGAGCGCUACUGACUUGAAGUUUGAGGAGCAUGGGAGUGGCAGCGACAGUGACUCAAAUUCAGACGAUGACACUACUGUUAACGAAAUGGAUGAAACCUGAAACUAAAUAUAUUAUUUGUAAAUAUA
Messenger RNA from Trichoplusia ni (cabbage looper), 1466 nucleotides. RefSeq names its product general transcription factor 3C polypeptide 5 (gene l(2)37Cd). Lineage: Eukaryota; Metazoa; Arthropoda; Insecta; Lepidoptera; Noctuidae. Gene Ontology annotation, biological process: transcription initiation at RNA polymerase III promoter. Bases 79 to 1440 code for a protein of 453 amino acids. The record is from RefSeq and is a predicted model, not a curated record. Gene Ontology annotation, cellular component: transcription factor TFIIIC complex. The transcript is spliced from 8 exons.